Messenger RNA from Fusarium coffeatum, 1164 nucleotides. RefSeq lists its product as uncharacterized. The record is from RefSeq and is a predicted model, not a curated record. Bases 1 to 1164 code for a protein of 387 amino acids. The transcript has 2 exons. NCBI's taxonomy places the organism in Eukaryota, Fungi, Ascomycota, Sordariomycetes, Hypocreales, Nectriaceae.
AUGCACUGCGCAAACACUUUCAAACCUAUUGGACUUGUUGGACUACUGCUCCACAACGUCGUUGCUUUAAAGCCAGAACAUGUAGCCAAACGAGACCAUGACUACAUUCUACCGAGAGCCACAGAAGCUCCCCAUGGCCUUCUCGAAGAUGUGAAGCUUCUUCAGGGGCACCGAAUGAAGGAACGCCAGGUGUCAGCGACAACGUCUUUGUCGCUGGUCCUGACCAUGGCUCCUGACAAGACCUGCGGGUACCUUUCAGGAAGCGUUGGCGUUCCGAUUACUUGCGAGAACGGAGCUCGUUGUACCUGGGAACCCAACAUGCUCAACAUAAUCGCAUGUGGAACGGAUCACUACUUGCAGUGCGUCGAGUCCAUGACUGCCGAGGACCCGAAGCUAUGCGAUGAUGUUUGCCAGAGUGAUACUUGGAACCUACUAUGUACCGACUCUGAUGAACCCUACUGCCGUACCUACCUCUAUCCAAACGGUGUCGUCGAUUAUCGUUGUGCUUCUACAUCGGUCAGAUCAAUUCAGAGAGUAGAGCAUACAUAUAAGGGCGACGACAGUCCAAACUUCGUCACUACGACCAUCAGUAAUGAGGACGAGACUACAAUUUCGAUACCUGGAACGGUAUCUAGACCAAUGGUCAUCGAUGACCCGACGAGCACGACGGAUAGUCCUGGUCCAACAACCUCAUCUGAAGUUCCUGCUCCUCCAUCCAAAAAAGUUCCUGUGGGAGCUAUUGUCGGGGGUGUCGUUGGAGGUUUAGCUGUUCUUGGUCUCAUUGCUAUUGGGAUCAUCUUUGCAUUGCGUCGUCGCAAGCCCAAGCCCACUGUCGACACGAGAAUCUCCUACCAGCCAAACGCGAUGCAUGAACCUUCUCAAAUGACUCAAAAACCACAGUCAGGUCCGUCUCAUCAACAAGUGGUUCUUUCGCCCGCUUAUGACCCCGGCAUGGCAUCACCUCCUGUCCAGCCAAACCCCCAUACAUCUAUGGUCAGCGGAUCAAUCUCUCCGAUCGGGCCAGCUUCGCCGGUGGGUUGGAGUCAAUAUCCAUCACCUGCACCCAUCGCUUCUCCGGCUCCAGCAUAUGAAGUCGCAGGGCCUGAGGCACGAGAGGCUCCUCCGGUUCACGAACUAGGCGCCGACGUAUCCAUGAGAAAGUAG